CGGCAUUGAGUUUGACAUUUCAAAUUAGGGGGUGAAACGUAAACAAACGCAGUGAGAAAAACUAUAAUUUUUGUUCAAAGUUAUCUUGAGAUUCUAUAGCUUUCUGCAAAAAUGGCAUCCAAUGCGAUAAACUCUUCGAUGAUGACGGUAAAUUUGCAGCUUGCCGAUAUUUUUCAAUACGUCGGAGGAGGAAGCAGGUUGAUAGUCGAAGAAAAAGUUGCUGACGAUAUGUACAAGACAACACCAUUGACCGCAUUCUGCAAAAAAAUGACGAAUACAAAAGAUACGACUGAAGCUGCCUCGCCGGCGGGUUUGACUCACGAUGAGGGUACCAACAUUCUUCAGCUUUUCGUGAAAGGAUUCCCUGAAAGCGGUCUGGCAUACGAAAAGAAAGGACGAGAAAUGAAAAAUAUUGACAAAAAUGAUGAAUCUGAUGUUCUGAAUACACUUCUCGAUAUAGAUGUGCAAAGUCAUUCUACAGAAUCCAUUGAUUCGUUAAUUUCUAUUGAAGAAAAUAUGACUUGCAGUCUACUUAAAUCCUUCCUGAGAAGAUCGUUUCAUCCUGAUAACUUCACGAUGAUCGAUCGUGAAAUAAUGGAAUUUAUAGGUCCGUUAGAAAAGGAUCUGCAACUUCAUUUCGAAAUUAAUGUGAAAGUAUCGGAAUACGAGUCUUUGAAAAUAUGUACAAGAACUAUAGAACAAAGAGUAUCAUCGCAAUGGAAAAAAGAACGAAGCCGGCGCAUCACUUCAUCCAGUGCAUACUCUGUGUAUACAUACUACACAAAUCAACCCGACAAGAACAAAAAUUGGAAAAGUAAAAUCCUGAGUAUGGUGACACCGAAACAUCUUUCAACACCAGCAAUCGUACAUGGGAUCCGAUGCGAAUCAAAAGCCAUAGCAGCAUAUGAGCGAGACUACAGAAAAAACGUUUGGAGUUGUGGUUUCGUAAUACCCCCACAUAUUUCAUGGCUGGGAUGUUCUCCUGACGGAAUUGUUAUAAACGAAGGGAGAAUAAUAGAAAUUAAGUGUCCAAAAGAAGGGGAAAAUAAAUCAUUGAGUGAUUUAAUUGAUUUUCUUCCCUAUUUUACAAGAUUAAAUGUUUUGAAAAAAAAUCAUCAAUAUUACGCACAGUUGCAACUAACUAUGUUCAUAACAAAAUGUAGAGUAGCAGAAUGA
Messenger RNA from Toxorhynchites rutilus septentrionalis, 1176 nucleotides. RefSeq lists its product as uncharacterized. The record is from RefSeq and is a predicted model, not a curated record. The transcript is spliced from 4 exons. NCBI's taxonomy places the organism in Eukaryota, Metazoa, Arthropoda, Insecta, Diptera, Culicidae. The coding region runs from base 112 to 1176 and encodes 354 amino acids.